AUGAGUGCUGCGCCCGACAGCCACUUGAUCAUCCGAGCCCUCUUCGGUGAUCCAGAACGUGCAGCGGAUCAAAAUGCUGUGCCAGCAGCGGAUGAGCCUCUUGCGGCACAGGUGGUUUCGAUAUGCGUAUCACUCCUGACGAUGCCAGUCCUCGGCGCGUGUUUGACACGACGAAUCGAACGGGUAAAGAAGUGGUCGAGACUACCAGUUUCCGCUUGGCUCUUACUGUUGAUAUACAUCGACUCGUUCCUCUUUAUCUUUGUAACGGCAGUGCUGAAAGAUAUUGGUCUGAAUGAGUCGCCGGGGCUCUGCGAUGGGGCUAUACUGUUGUGUCUUAUGUGCUACAUGAGCACCAAGAUUUUGAUCUAUACAUUCUUGGUUGAGAAAGCGUGGGUCGUGCGAGGAUGUCUGCAACGACGACUCGAAUCGAAGCUGUAUCUCUUCAACUGCUUUGGUAUGCUACUGCCAUACGGCGUUGCAGUAGUACUGAACUUUGUCUGGCGCGUAUCUUUCCUUGAUACGAAUGGACUAUGCCAUAUCGGCAUGGAGAAGCGUGCCGUGAUGCCAUUGAUCAUCUUCGAGGCUGUCGUCAAUCUCUACUUGAACAUACUGUUCAUCAUACCGCUGCGAAAGCUGUACUCAUACCGUCACGGAAACGGCAAGAUGCGGACCCUAGCACUGAGAACCUUUGUCGGGAGCUGUGCCACCCUCAUGUCCAGCGUCGUCAAUCUCACAAUCCUCAUGACGAGCAACGGCGAACCAGGCUGGAUCUGCUUACUACUUUGCAACCUCGACAUCCUCUUCUGCGUCCUCGUCCUCCACUGGGUCACAACCUUCGACAGCGUCGGCAGUACCCACGGCGACUCGACCUGCUCAUGCUCCCACGCCUCCCACACCACCGCCCUCUCCCAACAGCUCCCAACUAUCCAAGUCCCCGAACCUGUAAUGUCCAAGAGGCGGAAAAUGUUCGGCAUUGAUGAUGACCUACACGGCUUCCCUGAUGAGUGCUGGAAAGCUCAUCCGUGGACUUUUGCAAAGUCGAUGGGGAGUCCGGUUUGUGAUGGACAUCAUGCGAAGUGUGAAGGAGGUGAGGUGAUGGAGCUGGGUGAAGAUGCUAUUACGCCGGUGAGGGAUGGUGGUCAGGUUGAGAGGGGGGUUCUGGAGGUGUGUGGGAGUGUUGAUUUGAAUGAGAGUCAGUCUUUGAGACGAGCGUUGCAGGGCUCAAAGCCUUGA
Molecule: messenger RNA, 1233 nt
Organism: Fulvia fulva
Lineage: Eukaryota; Fungi; Ascomycota; Dothideomycetes; Mycosphaerellales; Mycosphaerellaceae
Exons: 7
Coding region: 1-1233 (410 amino acids)
Source: RefSeq, a predicted model, not a curated record